This is a messenger RNA of Desarmillaria tabescens, 996 nucleotides long. RefSeq lists its product as uncharacterized. NCBI's taxonomy places the organism in Eukaryota, Fungi, Basidiomycota, Agaricomycetes, Agaricales, Physalacriaceae. The record is from RefSeq and is a predicted model, not a curated record. The coding region runs from base 1 to 996 and encodes 331 amino acids. The transcript is spliced from 6 exons.
AUGUCUACCGCCUCCUGGAGUCUCAAUCAGAUCUAUCGACAUUAUCGAACGCAAUAUCUGUUGCAAUUUUUGCUUUUCUGCUUUUCAGCUGUUGCUGUCCUCGGUGCUUAUCGAAGUAAUCCGAUUCAUGUAACUGUCUUUGGAAUUUUGGCUGCUAUGAUGGGUUUAAUUACAAUAGUUCAAGGUAGAGGUGCUACGAAGGACCUACCUAUUCAAUCCAGGGACGUAGAGGAAGCUGAUUUGGGCGAUUGCGCUAUGCCUAAUCUCCCAGGACAAGUACUAAGGGUAGUGGACAGCACAGGCCGACAAGUCGCAGUGAUCGAUCCUGUUCAAAUUGUUUCCAUGCAAAUGAACCAACGGCGUCCUUCGAGCGGUCGCUACGUUUCUAAUUCAGACAACGACGAAAGUUCGGAGGGCGGCCAACCAUUAUACGAAUGCGAUGUCUGCGGAACCCAAGAGUACACCAUUCAGAACUUUCGUAGCCACUGUUGCCGAAAGGGCCAUGCAUACUGUGGCAAGUGUACCAGAUCCUUCGUUGACGAAGAAGCACGGUUACAACAUGUCCAGAACGCCAAGGUACAUCGCGAUGAUUCUGGUUACGGCAACGAGUCCUACGAAUGCGACGUAUGCGAUGCCGAGUUUUCAUCCCUUAAGCUGUUCCGCGAUCACUGUCGUCGAAAAGGCCAUGGAUUUUGUGCUGAUUGUAAGAGAGCAUUCAUUGACAAAGAUGCUCUCGACCAACACUUAGCGAAUGCAGCGGUGCAUGCCGACGAUGCUGACACGUCCACUGAUAGUUCUUCGGAUGAAGAUUUUGAGAUUCAGUGUAAUGCGUGCGGGACCGAUCGUCUAUUCUCUUCAUUGGGCUUUCGCGAUCAUUGUCGGGCUUUGCGACAUAAGCUCUGUGAGAAGUGCAACGAAUCAUUCGGUGACUCUCAAGCCUUAGCACAGCAUCUCCGCGAUGCCGCGGCCCAUCGAAAGGCGAGAAAGUCUCGAUAA